AUGCCUCUCAUUCAAAUAGAGCUCUGCGAUUUCAAGUCGUACAGAGGCCACCAAACAAUCGGUCCGUUCAAGAACUUCACAUCCGUGAUUGGGCCCAAUGGCGCAGGCAAAUCGAAUCUCAUGGACGCGAUAUCGUUCGUUCUGGGAGUAAAGAGUGCUCAACUCCGGAGUAGCCAGCUGAAGGAUCUUGUGUAUCGCGGCAGGCGCCUUGGUCGGAAUGGUGCAGAAGGCUCUGAAGCACAAGAGGAGGACGAGGAGGGAGAGGGAGAGGGGACGGCCAAGAAGGCCUGGGUCAUGGCCGUGUACACAGAUGCAGAAGAGAAAGAGUGGAAAUUCCAGCGAACGAUAUCGACCACGGGGGCCUCUGAAUACAAACUCAACAACAAAGUCGUCACAUACACCGCCUACAAUGCCGCGCUUGUCUCACACAACAUCCUGGUGAAAGCGAAGAACUUCCUCGUCUUCCAGGGCGACGUCGAGGCAGUCGCCUCGCAGUCGCCGCGCGAGCUCUCCAGACUCAUUGAACAGAUUAGCGGGUCGCUCGAACUCGCGGCGGAGUACGAGAAGGCGAAGGAGGCGCAGGACCGCGCGACGGAGAACGCGACGUUCAAUUUCACGAAACGGAGAGGUAUAGCGGGGGAAAUCAAGCAGUACAAGGAGCAGAAGGGGGAGGCAGAGCGGUUCGAGGCACUGUGCCAGCAGAAGGAUGAACUGAUACUGCGACGAAUCCUGUACAAGCUCUAUCAUAUUGAAGAGGCUAUUGACGACAACACGCGUGAGAUCAACUCCCAGAACAGAACACUCGCAGGUCUUCGUGAGCAACAACGCGUCCACGACGAAGCUUUGGAAGCGGCACGCGCUGAACAAGCAAAGGCGCGCACAAGCGUCAUGCAGAAGGAGAAGAAGAUUAAGAAAGCAGAGAAAGCGUUAGAAGCCAAGCGACCCGAGCUCGUAGCGAUAGACGCACAGAUAAGCCACUCCACCAGGAAGCUCAACAAUGCGCAGAAGAACCGCGAAGAAUUAGAGAAGAGCAGGGAUGCGCUGCAAAGCAAGGUUGAUGCUCUUCAGAAAGAGCUGGUGAGUGUGAAGAAAGCUGCCAAAGCUGCGCAAGAGGCACAAAGACAGGCCUCUGAACACAAUAUGGCCUUAAGUGAAGAGAGUUUAGAGGAGUAUCGCCAACUCAAAGCGCAAGCUAAUCUUCUUGCUAUCGACGAGCGCCAGUCUCUAGAGUCUUUGACUCGAGAAGAGAAAACCACCGCCCGUUCACUGAAUCAGCUUCAGCAAAAGUACGAGGGAUUCAGCGAAAGGAGGGAGAAGGUCGCUGAAGACGGAAAGGCGCAGAGCGCGAGGAAGGCAGAGUUGGACGAGAGACUUUCCGCGCUUCAGAACGACCUCUCGAAGACCAAGCAAGAGCUGGACAAUCAGCAGUCCGAAAGGACAAAAAUCGCCCAACUCGAGGCCGAAGCGAAUGAGAAGCUCCAGACGGUGUACGGCCAGCUUCUCCAAGCUGGCGUAGACAGGAAUGAGUCGGAGAGGGAGACAAAACUGAAGGAGACGCUGACGAAUCUGCAGCGAAUCUUCCCUGGUGUGCGAGGCCGGGUCAUCGACCUCUGCAAGCCUACACAAAGGAAGUACGAAACGGCGGUGUCUGUGGUUUUAGGCCGCAAUAUUGACGCUGUGGUGGUUGAUGAGGAGAGGACCGCGAUUGACUGCAUCGAAUACAUGCGUAACCAAAGAGCGGGACAAGCGACGUUUAUUCCUUUGGAUACCAUCCAAGUCAAGCCUAUCAACGACAAGUUCCGGUCUUUCGCCAAAGGGGCACGGCUAGCGGUGGAUGUCAUUCAGUAUGAACCGGCCGUUGAGCGGGCUAUGCAUCAUGCUUGUGGUAAUGCACUCGUUUGCGACACCAUGGAGGUCGCAAGGUAUGUCUGCUACGAGAAGGGGCAGGAAGUGAAAGCUGUGACGAUCGAGGGCACGAUCAUCCAUAAGAGUGGUUUGAUCACCGGUGGCCGAAGCACGCACAAUUCGUCAAAGAAAUGGGACGAGAAAGACGUUCAAGGGCUUACUCGAGUGCGAGAUGGUUUGAUGGCGCAACUCCGAGAAUUGAGCAAGCAAAAACCUCGCACCAAGACAGAUGAGAAUCUACUGGCAGAGCUAUCGCGUCUCGAGUCCGCAAUAACGAUCGCGAGGGAUGAUUUGAGCGCGACGCGGCUCCGAAUCAACGGUCUCAAAGACGAACUCAAGCACCUAGACAGAGAGUUGAAGACGCUGUCACCACAACUCAAAGCUGCCCAAAGUACCCACGACCGAGUUACAGCUCAGAUCGAACAGCUGCAAGCUAUAGUCAACGCCGCCGAAGACGAAGUCUUCGCAUCAUUCUGCGACAAGAUCCAGGUUGCGAAUAUUCGGGAAUACGAAGAACGCCAACUCAAACUCGCGCAAGAGGAGAGCGAGGCAAGGCUGCGGUUUGAUACGCAGAUUGCUCGCUUGACGCAUCAAUCGGAAUUCGAGACAGAACACUUAACUGGUGUUAUAGAACGGCUUUCUCGGCUGGAUGACAUCACAUCGACUGAGCAAAUCAGCAUUUCCAAGCUCGAAGACCAGAAGCAAGCCCUACAGGAGCAGAUCGAUGAAGCAGAAUCUGCACUCGUCAACAUGCGCCAGGAUCUCGCUGCAUCGACUGAAAUACUGGAUGAGAAGACGAAGGAAGUAGAGAAUGUGAAGCGGACCACAUCCAAGGCAGGCAGAGCCUUGGACGCCGCUUUGAAAGAAAUUACUAUGAGGAAUGACGAGAUAGAGAAAUUGGCCCUCGAGAGGUCAAGCAUCUACCGCAAAUGUCGCUUGGAGGAAGUCAAAUUACCGUUACUGCAGGGGCAUCUACGCAAUGUACCGAUGGAAGAGAACCUGCGCGACGAAAUGGCCAUGGAUGUAGACGAAGAAGGCGAUGGGACCCAGCCAGUCCGCCAGUCCCAUGAUUACGGUAUUGAAGUUGACUUUGGCGAACUAGAAGAUGACGAGAGAGAAGAUGGUUCGCCUGCAAAAGCUGCAGAGUUUGAUGCGCAAAUCGCAAAAUUGAGCACCGACAUCGAGCGCAUGGCCCCUAACUUAAAAGCAAUGGAAAGGCUUGACGAUGUCGAGCAGAAGUUGACUGAAACCGAGAGGGAAGCUGAGAAGGCCCGGAAGGAAUCUAAGUCUGCUCGCGACCAGUUCACGGAUGUCAAAAAGAGAAGAUGCGAAUUAUUCAACAAAGCUUACAAUCACAUAUCGGAGCGUAUCGACCAAGUGUACAAGGAUUUAACAAAGGGGAAGGCAGCUCCAAUGGGUGGCGUUGCAUAUUUGAGUCUGGAAGACAGCGAAGAGCCAUAUGCAGGCGGAAUCAAAUACCAUGCUAUGCCACCGAUGAAGCGUUUCAGAGACAUGGAGCAACUCUCUGGUGGAGAGAAAACUGUCGCUGCACUUGCCUUGCUGUUUGCUAUCCACAGUUACCAGCCCGCCCCCUUCUUUGUCUUGGACGAAGUAGACGCGGCACUGGACAACACCAACGUCGCUAAAAUAGCCAACUAUAUCCGCACACACGCAUCGGAUACCUUCCAAUUCAUCGUCAUCAGCUUGAAGGGCUCUCUAUACGAACGAGGCAAUUCUCUUGUUGGCAUCUAUAGGGAUCAAGACGUUAACAGUUCACGAACGCUGACUUUAGACUUGACACAAUAUGACGAUUAA
Messenger RNA from Pleurotus ostreatus (oyster mushroom), 3720 nucleotides. It is a transcript of the gene SMC1, whose product is annotated as Structural maintenance of chromosomes protein 1. The record is from RefSeq and is a predicted model, not a curated record. Gene Ontology annotation, cellular component: chromosome; cohesin complex; nucleus. The transcript has 22 exons. NCBI's taxonomy places the organism in Eukaryota, Fungi, Basidiomycota, Agaricomycetes, Agaricales, Pleurotaceae. The coding region runs from base 1 to 3720 and encodes 1239 amino acids. Gene Ontology annotation, biological process: sister chromatid cohesion. Gene Ontology annotation, molecular function: DNA binding; protein binding; ATP binding.